Molecule: messenger RNA, 1005 nt
Organism: Cryptococcus wingfieldii CBS 7118
Lineage: Eukaryota; Fungi; Basidiomycota; Tremellomycetes; Tremellales; Cryptococcaceae
Product: glycosyl-hydrolase
Exons: 8
Coding region: 1-1005 (334 amino acids)
Source: RefSeq, a predicted model, not a curated record
AUGCUUCUCCCAGCACUCAUAUCCCUCUCUUUGCUGCCUGCGAUUUAUGCCCAGCAGUCUAUACCACGCGUGUUGGUGUACACUGCCACAGCAGGCUUCCGACACGACUCAAUCCCUACGGCGAUCGAAGUCUUGGGGGAUAAUGCCGACAAAUAUGGUGUACAAUUCGUCUUCUCAGAAGACAAGGGACAGUUUACAAACGACACUUUGAGUGGUUUCGACGGGGUGAUGUUUGUCUCCAACUCUGAUGACGUACUAGAUGACUCUGGACAAUCUGCCCUGCAGACCUUCUUCCAAUCGGGAGGCGUUUAUGCUGGUGUACACGCAGCGAGCGCAUGUCUGUUCAAUGACACAAAUUAUGAGCAGGCUGUUGGCGCAUUCUUCGACUACCACCCAACGAUACAGUCUGCUACUUUUGAACGCCUCAACACGACGCACCCUUCAGUAGCCGACGCUCCAGACCAGUGGACAUUUGAAGAAGAAGUCUACCACUUCCGUUCAGACCCACGGGACAACGGUGCCGUCGUGUUGCUGACAGUGAAUGAGACGAGCUACGUCAACAAUGGGAGCUCCACGGGAGACUAUCCCUCCAUGGGCGAUCCCCACCCUAUCGCUUGGUAUAUCGAAUCACCUCUUUCAGCUUUACCGCUCGCCCAGUCGGCCAGUAAAGCUGGACGAUCAUUUUACACCUCUCUAGGACACCUCAACUCCACAUGGCAAGACGAGACCUUCAUAGGGCACGUCAUGGAAGGUCUCAAAUGGGCUUUGGAUGGUGCUUCCACCAAGGCAUAUGGAGUGGGAAUUGUUGGGAAUGGAACAGCAUCUGCUACGAAUGCGAGCUCUUCGAGUUCGGCGACGGGUUCGUCAUCCGCGUCGGGAGCGGCAAGCUCGAGCAGCGCCACGGCGUCCGAGUCUUCGGGGGCAGAGAAAUUUCAUCUGACUGGUGCGAGCUCGAUUGUUCUGGGGACUUCGGGGCUCACAUUGGGGGUAAGUAUGAUGUUAUAA